This is a messenger RNA of Raphanus sativus (radish), 489 nucleotides long. RefSeq lists its product as uncharacterized. The coding region runs from base 37 to 375 and encodes 112 amino acids. NCBI's taxonomy places the organism in Eukaryota, Viridiplantae, Streptophyta, Magnoliopsida, Brassicales, Brassicaceae. The record is from RefSeq and is a predicted model, not a curated record. The transcript is spliced from 3 exons.
CAUGGACAUAACACUCAACUUGUCAAAGAAAAACCAAUGGAGAAGAAGAUGAAAGCUUGUGAGAUGUUUUACAUCUACGCAGAAAUCUUCCAGGCAGACUUCUUCCCCUGGAUAAAGGAGAUAACCUUAGCAGUGGCUCCACUGUUUGAAGGUGGACAGCUUCUAAGAAGAAGAGCUAUAUCGGCAACGUUGCAGCUAUUGCGCUCAGCUGAAGUUGCGGUAGAAAGUGGAAUAGCAACGAAUGAAGACAUGAAGGAUGUCUCUAGGGAGUUGCAUGCUUCUUUGGUUGGCGUAAUGGACAGAGAAGGAGAAGCAAAGUUUGCAGAGAUUCUAAAGGAAGCCACAGAAAGAGCACUAGAGUUUGCUGAGUCUUAGAGGAAAUCAAGUGGUUGAUUGGAGCGCUGGAGUUGCUCUUUUCGUUUAUAUAAACCUCUGAGCUUUAAGUUGGAUUAUAUUUUACCUUUUCUGUUUUAGCAUCUCGGUCCCAAG